AUGACGAGCGUUUUCCAUGAACACAAACCCUCCGACGACGAUUCUCACGAGUCCAAGAUCGUCAUCAACGGGGAAGAAGAAGCAGAGGAGGAGAAUGACAAUCCCAUAGAAGAAGUCCGGUUAACCGUACCGAUAACCGACAAUCCAUCCCAACCUGUUUUAACAUUCCGGACAUGGUUUCUUGGACUUCUCUCUUGCAUAUUACUUGCAUUUGUGAACCAGUUCUUCAGUUUCCGGUCAAACCAGCUUUGGGUUUCGUCGGUGGCUGCUCAGAUCGUGACUCUUCCGCUCGGGAAACUCAUGGCGGCGACGCUCCCAACGAAGAAAUUCGGGUUCCCUGGGACGAACUGGACGUGGUCGUUUAAUCCUGGUCCGUUCAAUAUGAAGGAACAUGUUCUUAUUACAAUAUUUGCUAAUACCGGAGCCGGAGGAGUUUACGCCACCAAUAUUAUAACCAUUGUUAAAGCUUUUUACCACCGUCAACUCAAUGUCGCCGCCGCGAUGUUGCUCACACAAACCACUCAGUUAUUGGGAUAUGGAUGGGCUGGAAUCUUCAGGAAGUUCUUGGUAGAGUCGCCGUAUAUGUGGUGGCCGUCAAAUUUGGUUCAAGUCUCACUCUUUAGAGCUUUACAUGAGAAGGAGGAUCUACAAAAAGGGCAACAAACAAGGCUAAGAUUCUUCAUCAUUGUCUUCAGCGUCAGCUUUGCUUACUACAUAAUCCCGGGUUACCUUUUCCCUUCCAUUUCCGCGAUUUCUUUCGUUUGCUGGAUUUGGAAAAACUCGGUGACGGCUCAGAUUCUCGGUUCGGGGCUCAAGGGUUUAGGAAUUGGUUCGUUUGGUCUCGACUGGUCCACGGUUGCUGGUUUCUUAGGCAGUCCAUUGGCUGUACCAUUCUUCGCCAUCGCCAAUUUCUUUAGCGGAUUCUUCAUCUUCUUAUACAUUGUUCUACCUAUCUUCUACUGGACUAAUGCUUACGAUGCACAGAAGUUUCCGUUCUAUACUUCGCAAACAUUUGAUUCGAGUGGACAUUCCUACAACAUUACCCGUAUUCUCAAUGAGAAGAACUUCGAUAUCGAUCUACAAGAGUACAAUGAUUACAGCAAGCUAUAUUUGAGUGUGAUGUUCGCGUUGCUCUAUGGACUCAGCUUCGGUUCUCUUACCGCUACCAUCUCCCAUGUCGCUCUCUAUGACGGAAAGUUUAUAUGGGGAAUGUGGAAGAAGGCAAAGUCAGCAACUAAGGAUAAGUACAGCGAUGUGCAUUCAAGAUUGAUGAAGAAGAACUAUCAAGCAGUACCUCAAUGGUGGUUCAUCGUAGUUCUCGUUGUUUCCUUUGCUUUAGCACUCUAUGCUUGUGAGGGCUUUGACAAACAGCUUCAGCUUCCAUGGUGGGGACUUAUACUCGCGUGCGCCAUCGCCUUGUUCUUCACAUUGCCUAUCGGAGUUAUCCAAGCAACUACAAACCAGCAAAUGGGUCUUAAUGUUAUAACAGAACUGAUCAUUGGGUACUUAUACCCGGGAAGGCCACUAGCCAAUGUCGCUUUCAAGACCUACGGAUACAUCAGUAUGUCUCAAGCCUUGUACUUUGUCGGAGACUUCAAGCUUGGUCACUACAUGAAGAUCCCUCCAAGAUCUAUGUUCAUCGUCCAGCUUGUUGCAACUGUGGUUGCAUCAUCUGUCUGCUUCGGGACAACCUGGUGGCUCAUUACAUCUGUCGAGAACAUAUGUAACACGGAUUUGCUCCCUGUGGGUAGUCCGUGGACAUGUCCUGGAGAUGAAGUGUUCUACAAUGCAUCGAUCAUAUGGGGAGUGAUUGGUCCAGGGAGAAUGUUUACCAAGGAAGGUAUCUACCCCGGGAUGAACUGGUUCUUCCUUAUCGGCAUCUUCACUCCAGUUCCCUUCUGGUACCUAUCGAAGAAGUUCCCAGAGAAGAAAUGGCUAAAACAGAUCCAUAUUCCCUUGAUCUUCUCUGCAGUAAGUGCAAUGCCACAAGCCAAAGCUGUGCAUUACUGGUCCUGGGCCAUCGUUGGGGUUAUAUUCAACUACUAUAUCUUCAGGAAGUUUAAAACUUGGUGGGCGAGGCACAACUACAUCCUCUCUGCAGCGCUUGAUGCAGGUACAGCGAUUAUGGGAGUGUUGAUAUUCUUUGCCCUUCAGAACAAUGAUAUAAGCUUACCUGAUUGGUGGGGGCUUGAGAAUACAGACCACUGCCCUCUAGCGCAUUGCCCAACGGCAAAAGGUGUUGUCGUCAAAGGCUGUCCUGUGUUUUAA
Arabis nemorensis is the source of this 2268-nucleotide messenger RNA. The record is from the annotation of a GenBank genome assembly. Lineage: Eukaryota; Viridiplantae; Streptophyta; Magnoliopsida; Brassicales; Brassicaceae.